This is a messenger RNA of Arthroderma uncinatum, 555 nucleotides long. RefSeq names its product ubiquitin-conjugating enzyme E2. The record is from RefSeq and is a predicted model, not a curated record. Lineage: Eukaryota; Fungi; Ascomycota; Eurotiomycetes; Onygenales; Arthrodermataceae. The coding region runs from base 1 to 555 and encodes 184 amino acids. The transcript is spliced from 3 exons.
AUGGAAUACUCUAUCGAAGACACGCAGAAUGCGGCUCCGGAAGGCCAGUCCAAUAUCGAGAACUCCAAGCUCAGUUCAACGGCCUCCAAGGCGGACACGCAGAGCGUCACCAAGAGACUCCAGAGCGAGCUCAUGCAGCUGAUGAUGUCGCCAUCUCCGGGAAUAUCAGCUUUCCCAGACGCAGACGGAAAUCUUCUCAGCUGGACUGCUACAAUUGACGGCCCUGAUGAUACACCUUAUCAAAAACUCACCUUCAAGCUCUCGUUCGCCUUUCCUACAAACUACCCAUACGCUCCUCCCACAGUCCUGUUCAAAACCCCAAUCUACCACCCUAACGUGGACUUUUCUGGACGAAUCUGCCUCGAUAUCCUAAAGGAGAAAUGGAGCGCCGUGUAUAACGUCCAAAGCGUACUCCUGAGUCUCCAGAGCCUUCUAGGCGAGCCAAAUAACGCAAGCCCCCUAAACGGCCAAGCUGCCGAGCUGUGGGACAAAGACCCAGCGGAAUACCAGAGACUGGUCCUUUCUCGACACCGCGAUAUCGAAGCCGGCGAGUAA